UGAGCCUGGGACGAAUAUGGCGAGCAUCCUGGACGAAAACGGCGAUAGGGACAACUUUCAGGAAACCGAACGAAGUUCACCAGUUCGGGUCUCCGCAAGAUGGGGCCCCCAACAUGCAGGUGCUCAGGAGCUGGCGAAUUUAUAUUCACCAGGUAAGAGGUGCCAGGAGUGGAUCAGUGUUGUUCUUUGCUUUGCUCUCAUGGCCUUUAACUUCUUUCAUCUCCUCACCCACUUUCACUUGGGCCAUAUCUGGUACAUUCUCCUUGGGAUUGUGGCAGGAAUCUUAACAGCAGACUUUGCAUCUGGAUUGGUUCACUGGGGUGCUGACACAUGGGGGUCAGUGGAUCUGCCUAUCUUUGGAAAGGCCUUCAUCCGGCCAUUUCGCGAGCAUCACAUUGAUCCCACUGCUAUUACCCGGCAUGAUUUCAUUGAAACAAAUGGUGAUAAUUGCAUGAUAACGAUUGUUCCCUUGGCUAACAUGGCCUACAGCUUUCACACUUCAAGCCCAGUGGAUAUCUAUCAUGUGUACCCCUGGUACUGUUAUCUGUUUGCUCUGGCCAUCUUUGUGACUCUGACUAAUCAAAUCCAUAAGUGGUCACACACGUAUUUUGGGCUGCCACGCUGGGUCAUGUUCCUCCAGGACUUCCACAUCAUCCUCCCACGCAAACACCACAGAGUGCACCAUGUAGCACCUCAUGAGACUUACUUCUGCAUUACCACUGGCUGGUUGAACUACCCACUGGAGAAAUUUGGCUUCUGGAGGAGUCUGGAGGACAUAAUUCAGGGCCUUACGGGAGAGAAGCCCAGAUCUGAUGACCUAAAGUGGGCCCAGAAGACCCAAUAACCUGGCUUUGGUGCCACACCUCCCUUUCCUACCUCAGCCAUCUGCACAGGGGACAGGCCUUCAUCUCUCUUUUUUUUUUU
Molecule: messenger RNA, 924 nt
Organism: Electrophorus electricus (electric eel)
Lineage: Eukaryota; Metazoa; Chordata; Actinopteri; Gymnotiformes; Gymnotidae
Gene: peds1b
Product: plasmanylethanolamine desaturase 1b
Molecular function (GO): oxidoreductase activity
Source: RefSeq, a predicted model, not a curated record